GUGUGUAUUCAUUUGUGGAGCGGUAACGGUACGUGCGGGAGUGUCCAUGAAGUCUUGCAAACGAGAAUGAUAAGCGAAAGCGAGUGACUGUGACUGUGACAAGUGUACGGUCUGGUCGGGUAGUGGAUAAUGUAGGUCGGAUACGGUUUGUUUUGGUUAAUUAUUAGGUGUUUGAUGUAAAUUAAAACGCCAAAACUUGAUCAGUGUGUGGCCUCAUUUACGGAUGCUGAAGUUGGAAGAAGUGAGCGUGUGAGGUACUUAGUAAACAGUUUGUGUUCCCGCUUACUGAAAGUGCAUCGUGAUGGCUGAAGGAGGAGCAACGAGCACCAACCCCAACGCGGAGAUCGUGCGGGGCCAGGUCUUCGAAGUGGGGCCCCGCUACGUUAACCUGCAGUACAUCGGCGAAGGCGCCUACGGGAUGGUUGUAUCGGCCUUCGACAACGUGAAAAAAACGAAAGUCGCCAUUAAGAAAAUAUCGCCCUUCGAGCAUCAGACGUAUUGUCAGAGAACCUUAAGAGAAAUCAAAAUCCUUACACGGUUUAAGCAUGAAAACAUAAUCGACAUUCGGGAUAUUUUAAGGGCGGAUUCUAUUGAUCAAAUGAAGGAUGUCUACAUCGUGCAAUGCUUAAUGGAAACAGACUUAUACAAAUUGUUAAAGACACAGAAAUUAAGUAACGAUCACAUCUGUUAUUUCCUAUACCAAAUCUUACGAGGGCUGAAGUACAUUCAUUCGGCGAACGUGCUACACAGGGACCUCAAGCCCUCCAACCUGCUACUUAACACCACCUGCGAUCUGAAGAUAUGCGACUUCGGGCUGGCGCGAGUGGCAGACCCUGACCACGAUCACACCGGCUUCCUAACGGAGUACGUCGCCACGCGCUGGUAUCGCGCCCCGGAGAUUAUGCUCAACUCCAAGGGCUACACUAAGUCCAUAGACAUUUGGUCAGUGGGUUGCAUCCUGGCGGAGAUGCUGUCCAACCGGCCCAUCUUUCCGGGCAAGCACUACCUCGACCAGCUGAACCACAUCCUGGGCGUGCUGGGCUCCCCCAGCCAGGAGGAUCUUGAGUGCAUCAUCAACGAGAAGGCUCGUGGCUAUUUGGAGUCGCUGCCGUUCAAGCCGCGCGUGCCGUGGGUAGAGCUGUUCCCGGGCGCCGACGCGCGUGCUCUCGACUUACUGCAUCGCAUGCUCACCUUCAACCCGCACCGGCGGAUCACCGUGGAGGAGGCGCUCGCGCACCCCUACCUCGAGCAGUACUACGACCCCAACGACGAGCCAGUAGCAGAGGAACCGUUCCGCUUCGCGAUGGAGCUGGACGACCUGCCCAAGGAGACCCUCAAGAAGUACAUCUUCGAGGAGACUCUACUCUUCAAGCAACUCAACGAAGACGCGUAGGCGACUAACUAACGCACUGUCCUAAAGAGAUCUACGUUAUCCUCUGUGCAUGUAUGGUAAGCGGUCUUGGCCUUUGUAUCGAUGGAGCAAGUUUGAAGAUAUCUUCAUUUUGAUGGUUCCUAGUUCUUUUAACUAUCCUUUGGCUGAUGAGGCGAUGGUUUCUACAUCAUAUAAUAUGUAGGAGAAACCGGGAGACGUGAAUCUUUAAAAGAACAGCCAUUGAUGUAUAAUGCUUUACAUUGCUAAAAAAAUCACCCGGUUUUCCCUUACACCUCGUGAUUGUGAACGUGGUCUAUCAAUCUACGGCAUUCGCUUACUGUUUGCGAACUGAUAACAAAUUAUCAGUACCUAUGUACAUUAUUUGACAACGCGAAGAUAAUCCAGCGGUGACCGCCGAAUAUCUUAUCAGAUCGCAUUACCGCGAGGUAACGAGAAUUCUAAACUACAGAGAAUCAUAACAGGAAAAUGAUAAGGCUUUGCAAGGACAGACUGACAAAAGGUCUAAUUAAACGGACGGUGCAGUCAACGUAGUUUGACGUUAUCAAACGUAUAGUACACGCCGCCGGACAACCAAAGCUACACUUCGACCGGCGGCCCAACUUAAGCAUAACCAUGCCGUGCCGAGCCAAAACGGUUUAUACACCUCGCUAAAACGAACUACAUAAAUGAAAACUCAUAGGCCGUUUUGACUCAGCACGGCUCAUUCAGUAAGUAUUGGACGUAGGACUCGACAACGAGUCGACGGGAUCAGUUGGUAUUAUACUGUAAGAUAGAUCGUAUACAUGGGACAUCAAUGCUUUUCACACUGACACAAAGAUUGUGGUUAGAUCGCGACUUGCGAUUCCUUAAAAUAACAUAUUUCGAUUAAUAUAAGGACUUUUACCAGUGAGAGUUGCAUUAAAAUAAAGAAAAUAUUGAGUUAUCUUGUCUUUAUAACAGUAUUCCAGUAAAAAAAUGUGCAUUUCAUUUCGGUAAAUUCAAUUGAAAUGCUUAUAUUUUUGAAAUAGUACGAAUUCAGCGAGAGAAUUGUAAUAAUCAAGUUACCUAGAAAUAUUGGAUAUAAUAUUAGAGGGGAAGAAGUUCUUGGUGUAAUAGCUGCAUUAGUUAAGCGCUUUAUUGUUUUACCGAAAAUGGACAGAGAUGAAUAUUUUUUUAUUAAAUUGGCUUCGCAAAUAUUUCGAGUUUCUUACGGAAUUAUUACAUAACUAGUCUUCUAAGAAUUUGAGGACAGCAAAAUACUGACAGCAUUGAAGUAAAUAGAAAUGCAGGUCUAAAGAUUUGUUCUAAUAUUUAUAUUGCUCCAAAAAGCUUAUUUUUAGCAUUAUUUACAUAUGCAGAGCUUUUUUCUAAACUCUUGCUGUCGUAUUGUCAGCUACUGAAGAACUGAUCAUUUAUGUGAUGUUAAGAGAAAUAGUUUUACUUGAAAUGUCUAUACACAAGGGUAAGAGUCGUCACGACUGGUUCAGAAUGUAGAAAAGUUGAAACAGUAUAAUGUAAAUGUAAGCCUAGAAACCUUAUAGGAUAUUAGAUAGGACUUUCCGAAAUUUAUAAACGUUAAACAUUAACAGUUGGUAUUUGGGUAUAUGAUGCAGAUAUACAAUACAGUUGGGUAUGAGGUGGGGAGGGGUGUUGCAGUAUUACGACGUUGAUUUGGAAUCUGAGCCAGUAAAUAUUCUCUUUAUGCUCUUGAUUGGACUCGAUUUUCCAUAUAAUCGCAAUAUAUUUGGCUGCGAAAAAGGAUUUCGUGCUUCAGAUAAUUGCGUUGCUACUUCCCAAAAAAGUUAACUGUGUCAAAUGAUAUGAAUACGUACAUCAUAACAUCAUACUACAGUUACAAAACAAUGCUGAUAAAUACAGAUCUGCGUAUUAAAUUCGCAUUUAUUACUAUAUUCGUAUCUUUAUUGAAUACCCAAUUGUCGCGAACAGAAUGAUAAUAAUAAUCUAUAUAGAUACAUAUUAUUUUUAAAAUUUAUUAAAAUUGUCGACGUCGAGUGACAUCUAUUUUCGAAGGGACAGAGAGCCAAAUGGCUAGAAAGUGUACAUAUUUUUGCAUUUCAAUAAAUGUAAUUUAAAGUUUCACCGAUUCAGACUCUCGAGCACUACUUUUAUUCUUCGAUUGUAUCGUGGUCUACUUUCGAAUAAUCGUGUCUCGUUGUCUACGGUGAAGGUAUUUGUUGAAAAACUUGCUUGUUCAAAUGGUUUAUCUUAAUAAUUAUCGUCUUCCUUGUAUUUGCAUGUUAGCGCACAACACUGUUCUAGAAUAGGCGAUUCAUAUCAAAUGUGUUUAAGAAAAUGUUUAUAUGAUGAUUAAAAAUUUAGUUGAUUGGGCGGGAGUUUGUGUCAAGUUUUUCAACGAAUGGUCGGCAUGGUGCAGGCGCGGCGGCGAGAGGGGUCUGUCUGUUGUUAUACUCUAUAUGUCUAUAAUGAAUAAUGAUGUUGUUAGUGUGCUCGGUCUAUGAAAUCUGGGCAUUGUCUCACUGAGACCAUAGUAAAAUGAAAAAGUGGGUCAAAUGUCGCGCUGUCUUAUAUAUUUUGUUCAGUCCAUCGACGCCCAGUUCUAGCCGCCUGUAGUACAUAAGCGCGAAAUGUUCAGUGUUCAAAGUUUAAACGGAAAUGACCUUCUUUCCUCCUUUUACUAUGCUAAGGACUAAAGUUGUUGCGCGUUAAGAACAUUUGUCAUUCAAGAAGUGAAUCAUAAAAUGCAUUCAAAUUUAAUGAGAUUAUAUCAAAUAAGAUCAUGAUGUUGUGAUGUUAAAUAGAUGUUGAUUUUAUCUGUCAUUUACAGCUCUUCCAUACAGGUACAAUAUUAUUAACUGCAUUUAAUCAUAGUCAGACAUGUUUUAAUAAAUUUAAUACUUAUGACAAAUAAUUUGUCAAUGUUUUAAUUGUAAUCAUAAAAUGAGUAGCAAUGUGAGUAUUUUCAACUGUAUUGUAAGACUAUAAUUAGUCGCCACCUUGGUUAACUUAAAAGACAAUCAAUUUAAGUUAUACUGUGACGUUUAGUAGUAAUUUUACAUCGAAUAAGUGAGUCGUUUGUCUUCAUAGAUUGCUAUCAACUCUCCCACGCCAGAUAUUUAGGAGACCUCGUCAUUAAAAAAAUACAAUUAAAGUACUAAAGCAGCCGUUUAGAGCUUUAAUCCACGGGUCACCUAAAUUCCUGGUAGGGGUCUGUAAUAACCGUAAUCGGAUUGCUAGAGCUCCUUGCUAUGUAGCCGCGCUCAGUGCGGGGUCUAAUUAUAUAACUUCAAAUGAUGACACCAUUAACUAUCAUGUAUUUAUUGUUAAAUAUGAGUGUUGCCAUAUUUUCUUAAGUCAUUAUGUACAAAUUGGAUAUAUUAAGAUAAUUUGUUGUCAGUCAGCAGUUGAAUAUUACGAAAAUAAAUCAAAUGAAAGGA
Messenger RNA from Cydia strobilella, 4788 nucleotides. RefSeq names its product mitogen-activated protein kinase ERK-A (gene rl). The transcript is spliced from 8 exons. Gene Ontology annotation, cellular component: cytoplasm; nucleus. Gene Ontology annotation, molecular function: ATP binding; MAP kinase activity. Gene Ontology annotation, biological process: intracellular signal transduction; protein phosphorylation. Lineage: Eukaryota; Metazoa; Arthropoda; Insecta; Lepidoptera; Tortricidae. The record is from RefSeq and is a predicted model, not a curated record. The coding region runs from base 302 to 1393 and encodes 363 amino acids.